This is a messenger RNA of Sorex araneus (European shrew), 1233 nucleotides long. It is a transcript of the gene PFDN1, whose product is annotated as prefoldin subunit 1. Gene Ontology annotation, molecular function: protein folding chaperone. The transcript has 4 exons. The coding region runs from base 72 to 440 and encodes 122 amino acids. Lineage: Eukaryota; Metazoa; Chordata; Mammalia; Eulipotyphla; Soricidae. Gene Ontology annotation, cellular component: prefoldin complex; cytoplasm. Gene Ontology annotation, biological process: protein folding. The record is from RefSeq and is a predicted model, not a curated record.
CGUUACUCCGCCAGGACCCCGCCCCGCGUCGGGCCGACCUCCCACUGCGCAGGCGCAGACAUUGACCCAAGAUGGCGGCCCCCGUGGAUCUGGAGUUGAAGAAGGCCUUCACAGAGCUUCAAGCCAAAGUUAUUGACACUCAGCAGAAGGUGAAGCUUGCAGACAUACAGAUUGAACAACUAAACAGAACGAAAAAGCAUGCACAUCUCACAGAUACAGAAAUUAUGACUUUGGUAGAUGAAACUAACAUGUAUGAAGGUGUAGGAAGAAUGUUUAUUCUUCAAUCCAAGGAAGUAAUUCACAAUCAACUUUUGGAGAAACAGAAAAUAGCAGAAGAAAAAAUUAAAGAACUGGAACAGAAGAAAUCCUACUUGGAGCGGAGUGUCAAGGAAGCCGAGGACAACAUCCGAGAGAUGCUCAUGGCCAGAAGGGCGCAGUAGGAGGCCCUGGGGAAGCUUUUCCUGUGGCUCCUCUUCCUUGUGAGGGUGGAGGGCCCAAGCCUUGUCUUCUGAUGGAUGUUUAAUCUGGAUGUCUGGUAACCCCACAUUUUCUGAUCACUGUGCCCCUUCAGAUCCCAGCCCUGUAUUUUUUUAUCCUGGUUCUGCUUGACACGCUUGUAUGUCCCCCGCCCUCCCAUCCCCACACAAACAACUUUUCUUUUGUUUUUAGCCACACCCAGUGAUGCUCAGGAAUUACUCCUAGCGGUGCUCGGGGGAUUGAACCCUGGUUGGCCGCAUGCAAGGCAAGCACCUUACCCACUAUACUAUUUUCUCCAGUCCCCGCCUGCUCCCUGAACUCCCAGGAGAGAGGGGCGUGACUUGCCAUCCUGUUCCAUCCAUAAAGGGCACGUGCCCUGUUUUAGUGGAGGCCCCGCUCAGCUUCGCCUGCAUUGCCACCCUCUCCUUGUCCUUUGAGUAAAUGGCAGUGCAGAUGCAGGAGAGAGGAGUGUGUAGCUGCACGUGAGCGAGCAUCACAGGCUAACGAUGCCUUCCCUGCUUCUUCCCAGACACUCCGAAAGAACAUCCAGUAAUAACUGCACCACCACCACUGCCUCCCGCUGGCCUGUGUUGAGGUGGGGCAGUAAUCCUGAGGGCAUGCAGGGGCUGUGCUGUUUGAGUCUGGCUAGCACUGGCUCACGAGGAAUUUUGUUGCAGGUGUUGUUUAAAAGAUGUAAACAGUCACAAAGCAUGUAAAUUUAAAACAAAAUAAAAAACAAAACAAGGAUAAUCAGAA